Molecule: messenger RNA, 936 nt
Organism: Amblyraja radiata (thorny skate)
Lineage: Eukaryota; Metazoa; Chordata; Chondrichthyes; Rajiformes; Rajidae
Product: annexin A10
Exons: 11
Coding region: 1-936 (311 amino acids)
Cellular component (GO): cytoplasm; plasma membrane; nucleus
Molecular function (GO): calcium-dependent phospholipid binding; phosphatidylserine binding; calcium ion binding
Source: RefSeq, a predicted model, not a curated record
AUGUCCGGCUAUCAAAGGUGUCUCCAUGUUUUAUCCUUUGUUUCUUUUGUUUUAGAAUGCAAUAAAGACGAUCUUAUUGAUGUGCUGACCCAGUGCUCGAAUGAACAGAGGAUGAUUAUUGGUCAGACCUACAAUGCGAUGUAUGGAAAGGAUCUGAUUACUGACCUAAAGGAGAAAUUGUCUGAACAUUUCAAGGAAGUAAUGGUAGGACUGAUGUACCCACCAGCUUUCUUUGAUGCUCAUGAACUGAGACAUGCCAUGAAGGGUGCAGGUACAGAUGAAAACUGUCUAAUUGAAAUUCUUGCCACAAGAACAAACAGUGAGAUCUACGCAAUCAAUGAAUGCUACAUGAUGCAAUUCGGCAUACAACUUCAAGAGGAUAUUGAUUCGGAAACAUCAGGGCACUUUAGAGAUGCUCUCAUGUUGCUUGCACAGGGAGCCAGGGAAGAAGGAUAUGGAUAUGAGGAUCAAGGCAUGGCUGCCCAAGAUGCUACGGCACUUUGGGAAGCUUGCCAAGAUGAAACAGGGGAACAUAAAAGCAUGUUGCAAGAUAUUUUAUGUAAAAAGGGUUUUCAACAGUUGUGGCUGGUUUUUCAAGAGUUCCAACUCGUGUAUGGUCAAGAUAUUCAAGAUGCAAUAAACAACUGCUAUGAGGGACACUUUCAGCAAUUACUUGGUGCAAUUGUCCUUUGUGUUAGAGGCAAAGCUUCUUAUUUUGCACGCAAGCUCUACACUGCCAUAUACGACGAAGGCUUUCACAACAGAACCGUCAUAAGGAUAAUGAUUUCAAGGAGUGAAGUUGAUCUGAUGAAUAUUAAAACAAUUUACAAGACCAGCUAUGAAAAUUCACUACAUCAUGAUAUCAAGAAAUAUGCAUCAGGACACUAUAAGACAGCUCUCUUGGCAAUUUGUACUGGUGAUGCUGAGCAAUAUUAA